Molecule: messenger RNA, 459 nt
Organism: Phycomyces blakesleeanus NRRL 1555(-)
Lineage: Eukaryota; Fungi; Mucoromycota; Mucoromycetes; Mucorales; Phycomycetaceae
Exons: 2
Coding region: 1-459 (152 amino acids)
Source: RefSeq, a predicted model, not a curated record
AUGUCCAAUCUACCUUUGUCAUUCCUACUAGCGCUGAUCAAAGUUCAAAACACCACCAAUGAUCUGCCCCUUCAACAUUUUGUCAUCUAUUCAUUGAAUGCUGUCAAAACUUAUCACACUCUCCCAGUGGUAUUGGUGUUUGGUACCAACAAAAUUUCUCAUGUUAGCCUAAUUUUGGAUUUCCACAUGGUCAGAAUUGUAGAUGAUCCGGAAUCUUCAAAGUCAUCGGAUGAACUGGAUUUCCCCGAACAAUUACCCAUGGAACCACCAUCAAAGCAAAGAAACUUAAAUUCGUUGACUCUAUCAAAAAGAACAAAGUAUUCGUAUGAACUAAAAGUCUUGUCUAAAAUCCGGUUAUCGUCGCAAUCUCCUUGUCAUUUAUGCUAUGGUUUUAAAAAACAAAAAAUACGGCGAAUAAAUUUUGUUUCAUAUUGUAUCGACUAUAAAGUUAAUACUUGA